AUGUCACCCUCCCCUAGCGGCGUUGCUUCCUUGCGGGCUCGAUUCGAACAGAACCAACAAGACAAGGACAAUUCACCACCUUCUCGAGGCAGGUCGCCCGCCGCGAGUGUAAAUAGCGAGCACAACCGCCCUCUCAGCAAAAUACGCACAAGCUUCGUAGCCGUUGAACCCAGUGGACACAUGGCUUCCACCUUAGAUGUUCCCAAGCUUGGCCCUUCAACAUUGGAUGGAGCUCACGAGACGAUCGGGCCUGACGUGAGGAAUUCACUGGGACACCAACCAAUUCACCGUGAGAAGACUGCAGACCUUACUUCACAUGUGAAUGGAGAAACCGCAAAUCCAGGCAAACCGGUUUCUACCGCCGAGGAUCACGUGCCUAAAAUGCUAUCGAGUGAUCCCAAAGAUGAAGCUACAGUGUCUGGAGGGAAAGCACUGCCAGGAGACAAUGAAAGCCUUGGAUCCAUUUUAAAAGGUUCCCCGUUCGAAGGCGAGACCGCCCUGCAUAAGCCACCCUCUAUACCCGCACCAACCAAGCCCCAAUCUGCAAAGCAGGCCUCUGCGAGCCAGAAGUCAUCCACGGCGAAACAAAGCUCAGAUACGCGUUUACCGAACCAACUUCCACACGCCGCAGCAUCCAAACAUUCCGUAACUUUGGCGCCGACUCAAGCCUUGAAGGAACCUGUCAAGGAGCCUCCCAAGCACAAUCCUCUCGUCAAUGGCAAGCCGAAGGAGGCAACGAACACAAAGACCACAAGAAAUGGGAUCAAGAGCGCCCCUGACGCUACAGACCAUUCAGAGGCUGCAACAAAGGAGCCAGAAAAGCCGUUACCACACAGAAAGAGGGCAGAGGCAAGCUUGAAUGGACCACACGCCGUCUCGCUCUCUCCAACAGGCGCGAAGGCAUCGACUGCGAAACCCCAUCCAGGGAUUGCCUCGUCGAAGACGCAUUCGGUAUCGAAGCCCGAGCAAAACAAGCCAGCAAGGCAUCCCACGCAGACCCUACACAAGGCUGCAGAUACCGCAAAACAAGCGGUGAAGAAUCCAACUACGGCAAUCAAGUCCGCAGCCUCAAAGCCAACGAUCUUGAACACAGGAGGCCCGAAGCCUGCGAAGAAAUCAAGUCCAGCAAGCCCAUCCUUCAACAAACCUCGUCCUAAGUCACCAACAAAGCCAGCCAAACUACCGACUGCUGCCACGGCACCUACCGCCUCCUCGGCAGCUAAACAUGGUCCCGAAGCGAGUGUGCCGGCCCCACGUGUGUCCAGCAGACAAAGCAGCGCUUCGUACGUUCCAAACGGUCGUAUCGCAUCCCUUACCAAGACAUCAAAACCCGCAAGAGCUUCAUUACCACCCAAUUCCAAGCCGUACGAGAAACCAAAACCCAAGGCGAGAGCCUCUAUGGCAAGUACAGCAGUCCCAUCGGGUAACUUCCUGGAGCGCAUGAUGCGGCCAACCCAAAGCUCAGCGCAAAAGACCCAUGAGAAGGUCGAGCCAAAAUCACCUCCAAGGAAGAAUGCUAGUCAUGCGACUAGGCCGAAGAGGAAAAGCUCUGAAUCGACCGAUACCAAGUCCGACGGUAAGGCUUCGAAAGAUGAGAUCAUGGAGAUAGGAGAAGAGCCGUUAGCGGAGGUCCCAGAGGAAGGAUCGAAUGUUGAGCCUACACAAGCGCCGCCAGCAAUUGCUACUGCGACAGGGGCGGCACAGGAGGUCACCAGAGGAAUUGAAAAUACUGAGCCAGCAUCACAGGCACUCGAGGCUUAUUAA
Molecule: messenger RNA, 1764 nt
Organism: Bacidia gigantensis
Lineage: Eukaryota; Fungi; Ascomycota; Lecanoromycetes; Lecanorales; Ramalinaceae
Exons: 1
Coding region: 1-1764 (587 amino acids)
Source: RefSeq, a predicted model, not a curated record